UUUGUAAAAAAGAGAGAGAGAAAAAAGUAAAUUAGAUAACACUACAAUUGUAGUAGCUUUAAAUUCUUUACUACAUCUUCAAUUUUGAGACACGUCUUGUUAGUGGUACCCAUUUCAGUUCUCGUACGGUAGAAAGAGAACCUACCAGCAAUUCAACUUCUUUUCGUAGACGUAGAAAGGGCUGUAUAUAUCGUGCCUCCACCGGAAUGUCCGUUAUCCUACUCCGAAACACGCAUUGCCACUUAAUCAAUAUGAUGUUAUUCCUUGCAUCCACUCUACUGCUACUCUCCGAUGCCGCUGCAUCAAAAUCAAUAAUCAAGUCCCUACCUGGCUUUCACGGUAACCUUCCAUUUGUACUGGAAACAGGGUAUAUUGGCGUCGGAGAAUUGGAAGCCGUGCAGCUAUUCUACUACUUCGUCGAGUCUGAGAGGAGCCCAAAAGAUGACCCUCUUGUGCUUUGGCUCACCGGUGGCCCUGGAUGUUCUGCCCUGUCUGGAUUUAUAUAUGAAAUUGGCCCAUUAUCAUUUGAUUAUGCAAAAUCCAGCGGAGGAGGCAAACCUGUUUUGGCAUUGAACCCAUAUUCAUGGACAAAGAUUGCCAACAUAAUAUUUGUAGAUGCACCUGUUGGUACCGGAUUUUCCUAUUCAACUACAUGGGAAGGCUACGAUGUUAGUGAUACAUUGUCAGCUGCGGAAACUUAUGAGUUCUUAAGAAAGUGGCUUGUGGAUCACCCCAAGUUUCUUACAAAUCCACUCUAUGUUGCGGGGGACUCCUAUUCAGGCAUCGUUGCACCUAUCAUAGUCCAGGAGAUUUCUGAUGGAAAUGAAGUGGGACGUCAGCCAACAAUGAACCUCAAAGGAUAUGUGCUUGGAAACCCAGUUACAGAUGAUGAGAUUGACACCAAUUCAAGAGUUCCUUUUGCUUACCUAAAAGCGCUUAUAUCAGAUAAACUCUACGAGUCCUUCAUGAAAAAUUGCAAGGGUGAGUACUUAAAUCCAGAUCAAAGCAACGCAUCGUGUAUGGAAGACAUAUUAGCCAUCAAGGAGUGCAUUGGAACGGUAUUUACUGGACAAAUUCUGGAACCUGCAUGCAAGAGCGUAUCCCCAAAACCAGUGGCAUUGAAAUGGGAUCCAAGGUUUCUCAUAGCCGAUGACGCUGAUAUUCUGCUUCCAAGGCCCCGUGUUCCUGGACAAUGGUGCCGGAGUUACAAUCAUGUAUACAUUUAUGGGUGGGCUAAUGAUGAAACUGUUCGAGAUGCUCUUCAUAUUCGCAAGGGGACCAUAAAGGAUUGGAGAAGAUGCAAUAAGACCCUGGCCUAUUCGUACAAUGUCAAAAGUACUGUUGAUUACCAUCGGAACUUGACCAAGAAACCAUAUCGAGCUCUCAUUUACAGUGGCGAUCAUGACAUGACUAUCCCAUACAUUGGUACGCAUGAAUGGAUAGAAUCCCUGAAUUUGACGAUUAAGUAUGACUGGGAGCCAUGGUUUGUUGAUGGUCAAGUUGCAGGAUACGCAAUGCUGUAUGCAGACAAUGCGCAAGAAUACAUAACAUACGACCUGACAUUUGCAACUGUGAAGGGAGGGGGUCACACAGCGCCGGAAUACAGGCCAGAGCAGUGCUUUGCCAUGAUGGAUAGGUGGUUUGAUUACUACCCUCUAUAAAAAAAACAAUGCCAAAAUGUUCUCAUGAACUAAUUAAUUAAAUAUUGUAAGCCCUAAUCCAUGUUUUGUAUUUCAGUUGCGCAUCAGAAAACUCAAGGAUUAACGAGCCUUUUAGCUCCUACCGUUUUUUUUUUUAUUAUUAUUAUUAUUUUCUCGAGAGAAUUGAUAGUAACUGUUCAUCUUUGUA
Messenger RNA from Populus euphratica (Euphrates poplar), 1848 nucleotides. RefSeq names its product serine carboxypeptidase-like 18. Gene Ontology annotation, molecular function: acyltransferase activity, transferring groups other than amino-acyl groups; serine-type carboxypeptidase activity. Gene Ontology annotation, biological process: secondary metabolic process; proteolysis. Lineage: Eukaryota; Viridiplantae; Streptophyta; Magnoliopsida; Malpighiales; Salicaceae. The coding region runs from base 207 to 1661 and encodes 484 amino acids. The transcript has 14 exons. The record is from RefSeq and is a predicted model, not a curated record.